Messenger RNA from Porites lobata, 3337 nucleotides. The record is from the annotation of a GenBank genome assembly. Lineage: Eukaryota; Metazoa; Cnidaria; Anthozoa; Scleractinia; Poritidae.
AUGAUUAGUCUUCUUGCUAAAAAGACGCUGCUACGCGUGAUCACGUUUUACGCGUAUGGUUUAUUCGUGGCUUGGAUUUUUACCUUGAUAGAAAAAAGAGAUGAGCCAAGUUACGAGAGGAGGGAAAAGAUGUUAGAGACGCUUGAGAGGGAAUUGCACUUAAGGUAUAACAUGACAGAUAAGGACUUUAACAAUUUUGUGAAAAGAACUGAAAACGCCGUGAAGGCGGGCGAUGAACUGGACUGGACUUUUCUUAACAGUGCUGGAUUUGUCUUUGCUGCUCUCACCACAAUAGGUAAGACUGAAAAAAUUAAAUGGUGGAUCCACCUUGUUUGUAGCGUCGUCUACUUGAAAGUCCCAAUAACAAGUAGGCUCGCGUAAUAAUAUACUUAAUAGGUGGCUAUAUGGAUCAGCCAACAUCUGAAAAUGGAUUUUCGUGUUAUCCGUUCAAGUAGAAUUACCCAAGAUCUUUCCCGCCAAGACUUAAUAUUUUAAAAAUAUGCACCUAACUUAUCAACUUCUGCUCCAACCUCAACUUUUAUUACUUGAUUAUUUUUUAAAUUUUCGUAAAUUGUAUUCAACUCUGCUCUCUGCAAGUAGCGAAAAGCGUAUGAAGGCGGAUUUAACUCGAAGGAAAGAAACAAAGUAUUUAACGUCACAUUUUUUUAAAGCUGAAACAACGGGUGGAAACAAAAGGGAGGUCAAAAUAGACGAUUAACUUGCAUGUCCAAGCCUUGAAUUAUAAAAGAUCAUCUCUUGCGUCGAUUUACAUAAUAUUGACACAUUCAUGAAAGCUGACUGGGAUGAAUAACUAUUAGUUAUCAAGGCUUAUUGCCGUCUGCCUUUACACGCACACUGCGCAAUUUCAGUAGGUAUAAAAAUAGCUAUUACAUGCAUAUGACACUAAAAUUCUCAUAAUGGACGCGUUUUAGGGUAUAUAUCCUUACAAACAACGGAAGCAGGUGGAUUUGACCAAUUUGUCAUCACGCAACAAUAAAAGGAGGGAAAAUCGAAAAAUAGGGAACAGAAAAUAAGCUUUGUAUUUAGAAUGUUACUCUGUUUUUGUUAAAGGUUAUUUUUCACGUGAUUAGGUGUUAAGUGCUUUUAGAAAUGUUAUGCAAAAUGCUCAACAUUUAAGUACAAGUACACUCGAUUUAAUUAAAGGUAAAUAACACCAGUUGAAGCAAAUUUGCAUUGACCAGUUCUGAGAUGAGAAACGCGUCAAAUGAUCAUUCAUUUAGCCAGUCAUCUUGUUUUGGUCUCCACAAGCUGUUAGAAAAAAUGAAGGACGGGCAGUUUGUUUCUGUAUUUUCCGCUUGAGUAAAAUUAAUCUUUAAAUAUUGGCGAACGAAACGUAGCAGGCGCGACCGUUGCCAUGGUGUUCAUACCGCAAGUUGUCACCCGGUUGUCAGCCGAUUCCAAUUCACCGCGUGAAAAAGCCUUUACUGCGGUCAGAAUAAAUGCUACAUGAACGCAAGUACAACUCUAAAUUAAAAUGCAAAUAAAACCUGUGUUUCCUGAAAAUAAACAAGCUGAUCAGAACAGCCUAUAAUUUGACGUAGAACACAAAAUGUUUUUAAAUACCGCUAUUUAUUUAUUUUAUUUUUUUCGAGAAAAGCUCUCUUACUCCAAAAUGAUAAUUCUGCCUUUUUACAACAUCACCGCAUAAUCAUUAUUUUUUAUUUGCUCGUCAUUGUAAUUAAAAUUUCCACAGCAGUGAGUAAACAGUGGCAGACGAUCUCAGCAAGCCCUAGAAUCUGAGCUUCAGUCAAGGAAGGUCUCUUUUUUAAUCCUUUUUCAUCAAGCCAUUUCUUUUCUGAGUUUGAAAUAAGAAUUUUGGCCAAAUAACAACUUUUCUUUCUUAUGAAUAAAAAUCAGCUGAUAUGCUCUAUUAAGCGAUAAACUUGUAAAAACCUUCCUCGUUUCGACUAAAAGGAGUUGCCCUACCUAUCAUCCUUAUCGAUUAACUUCUAGGUACGAUUUUUAUAAACGCCAAGAAAAAAAUCCGCUUCGUUAGCUCUCUUUCUAAGUCCAUGUAUGAGACCUCUCGGUUUGAUUUAACAUGACUCAGGCGCUUUCCCUUCUAAAACGGAUCGAUUUUAUGUUUUUUUCUUCUCAGCAGCUGUUUACUGAUGUAUUCAACCCAUGUUGGCAACAAAAAAAAAAUAAUACAGCGCACAAAUAGAGUCAGAGUGACUAAUUCGCAAUGAUUGUCUGACUUUUGUCAUUUUUGUCGUUUUAAUUACAAAUUCAGACAAACAUGACAUUUUAAAUAAUGUCAUGGAAUUCGCUAAUGUUAAUUUCAAUUCGUCUAUUUUUCAUUUCUAUGAAUUUUAACUGCACGCAGCGCUAUUGGUGACAGUCAUUGGUUACAACAAAGUCAUAAGCAACAUAAAAUUAAGUGAAGCACAUUUUCGCAGUUUUUGAGCAAAAACAAACAUAGCAAAAGCUGCAAGAUAUUCAUUUAUUCAAAUUCGCAUUACGACUGAAAGAAAUAGAGCAGAUAAGUUUUACUAAAACUAUGAAUAAUAAUAACAUACUUGAAGCGUUGUAAAAAAAGUCCCAAUGCGCCUUAAAACGUUUUAAAAAUAAUAGAACAAAUAAAUAUUCAACAAAGGUAUUGUUCCAACUAGCCACACCUACCCUUUCACCGCCACCAAGCCAAGACCUCAAUUUUAUAUCAAGGUUGGGGUUUAGCCUGAAAUUCAUCCGAUUGCUUCUAGUCGUUUUAUUACUGAGGGAGUAAUAACGACUCGAAGAAAUCGGACGAAAUUCAGGCUAGGUUGGGGUUUAAAUAUUGAAGAAUAAUGUUUUAUUUUGGGUUUCAGGAUUCGGGCAUAUCACACCAAAGAAUCCCUCUGGACAAGGCAUCACCAUUCUGUUUUGUCUAAUUGGUAUUCCUAUAACCAUGCUGGCAAUGAAAUCGGCGGGUGAGCUCUGGGCGAGUUCCAUCGAGUUCAUUGUGAGAAAAAUAGAGAAAGAUUUCCUUAAAAGAGGUCAACCAUCGCACGUUAAGAAGAAGACACUAUUCGUCGCAUGUACUUUGACCGUGCUUGUGCUGAUCCUCGCAGCUAUUUCCACGGCUCACCUCGAGGACUGGACUUUUAUAGAAAGCUUGUAUGCAUGGUUCAUCUCUUUGACAACGAUUGGUUUUGGCGAUUAUGUGCACCUGAAGAAAAUGCAGAGAGAUGUCGAUGAAGGAAAAGCUAAGGAGUCUACUCUUCUACUUUAUGGCAUGCUACUAUCACUGCCUUAUAUGAUAGGACUAAGUCUCAUGUCGUGUAUUUUGUCAAUUCUCGUGGACUCCAUCGACCAUAUUCGAAAUUUUCGUGAUCGG